Polychytrium aggregatum is the source of this 1978-nucleotide messenger RNA. Its product is annotated as kinase-like domain-containing protein. Bases 1 to 1863 code for a protein of 620 amino acids. Gene Ontology annotation, molecular function: calcium/calmodulin-dependent protein kinase activity; calmodulin binding; ATP binding. The record is from RefSeq and is a predicted model, not a curated record. Gene Ontology annotation, cellular component: cytoplasm. Lineage: Eukaryota; Fungi; Chytridiomycota; Chytridiomycetes; Polychytriales. Gene Ontology annotation, biological process: intracellular signal transduction; positive regulation of protein kinase activity; protein phosphorylation. The transcript has 6 exons.
AUGGGAUCCAACCUGAGCACGCUUGGACGGGAAGGAUACCGACGCAACACCGGGUUCGGCCGCAAGAUCGUCGAGACAUCGGUGAUCUACGCCAAGAUCGAGGCGCCCGCCUCCUCGCCGAUCUCAAGCCCGUCCUCGACCCAGGCCGAGGCACCCGAGUCUACCCAGGGCCGCGUCAACCAGUACCACAUCUAUCGCGAGAUCGGCUCGGGUGCGUACGGGCGGGUAAUGCUCUGCCGUAGCGAAGAAGACUCACGGUUCUAUGCCUGCAAAAUCAUCUCGAAGCUGCGGCUGCGGAAAAAGUUCCGAUGGCAAGGUGGCGGCCUCGGCGGCUGCAGCACCCCAGGCGGCACUGUCCAGCAAGAUGCCGCUCUGGCCACUGUGCGGCAAGAGAUUGCCAUUCUGAAGAAGAUAUCAAAGCACAACAACAUCAACGGACUUGUGGAGGUGCUUGACGACCAGAAGGAGGACAAUCUGUAUCUAAUCUUUGACCUCUGCGAGUACGGGCCGAUCAUGCACAUGGCCGUCAACAGCCGAGUGCGACCGUUCGCCGAGAAUCUGGCGCGGGAGUUGUUCCGCGACGUGGUGCUUGGACUCGAGUACUUGCAUUUUCUCAAGAUCAUUCAUCGGGACCUGAAGCCCGAGAACUUGCUACUCCGGGCCGAUAUGACGCUACAGAUCUCGGACUUUGGCAUCUCGUACAUGUGCAUGGACAGCGGGGGCGGCGACGACGAAGAAGAUGUUGUCCUGGAUCAGAAAAAUGCCUCGCCGCUGUUUACUUCUCCUGAGGCAUGCAUGCCCGAAACCCGAGAAAUCAGCGGCAAGGCCGUCGACAUUUGGUCGCUCGGGGUCACGCUGUUCUGCUUUGUGCACGGAUACUGCCCGUGGGAGGACGACAAUGUGCUCCAGCUGUACGGCAAGAUCGUCAACGAUCCGCCCGUGAUCUCGAGCCACUACUGCUCAAAGGAUCUCCAGGAUCUGCUCACCCAGAUGCUCCAGAAGGACCCCGGCGCCCGCAUUACACUCAAGGAGAUACGUGACCAUCCGUGGGUGACCAAAUCCGGGGACCUCCCGAUGAUGACGACGGAGGAAAACUGUCAGUUCGAUCCAGUCACGGAGGAGGAGAUUGAGAAUGCAGUCAAUCCGUCUGUGACGUUUGUGACCAAGAUCAUGAACAAGCUGCGAGGCAAGCGCAACUCGAACGGGCAAGUGCUCAGCGAAUCGCAGGGCCGGUUACCGCAAAAGCAAAAGUCGUUCCACCACUCGACCCCGGUGAUGUCGCAGCGUGGCGGCACGCUCGGGCGAAACGGACUGCUGCCAUCCGGGGCGCAUUUCAGCAACAGCUCGAUCCAGAUCUCACCUUCGGUCGAGAGCCUGACCUCGGCCAACGGCAACUCGACUGGCGGAUUUGGCAGCCUGUGGAAGCGACGGGCAAAGUCUUACAACCCUGGCGGCAGCGGAUCGGGAGCCGGCUCGGCGGGAUGUGGCAGUCUGCCCAGCAGUCGGCCAAUCACGCCGCUGCCGGUGCUUCCGCCUCCGUUGGCCAUACCGCCUGUGACGACGCAGCCUUCGAUACCACUACUCGUGCCGAUGAGCCCCAAGAGCAGCGGCGGACGAGAGAAUGCCGGCAUGCCGUAUCUGCGCGGGAUGAGCAGUUUCUCGACAUCGAGCCGGAGACUCGGAGAGAUCCAGCCGGUCGUGACGGAGCGCAACGGCAGCGAAUACGGCACGCCGAAGCGGACGGACUCACAACGAGACAACAGAAUGGGGCUCGAAGACGGGGGACACAUGGUCCCAGAGCCGGCACAGGACCGCGAGAACGGGGGUGGACAGCGGUCUGGAUCGCUGAUAUCGCUGCCGUAGCAGACGAGCGAGGCGGGGCCUGUGGCAUGAUGCAGAUGGUACUUGCAGCUCGGUGCACGGCACUUGAGGCUUGAGACCUGAGACCUUGCCUCUGAACACGGAUGUUGUUCGUUCC